Messenger RNA from Striga hermonthica, 363 nucleotides. NCBI's taxonomy places the organism in Eukaryota, Viridiplantae, Streptophyta, Magnoliopsida, Lamiales, Orobanchaceae. The record is from the annotation of a GenBank genome assembly.
AUGGCAGGUUUGCAGAGAUCCGCAGUCUCAUUCAGGAGACAAGGCUCCUCUGGUUUGGUAUGGGACGACAAAUUAUUGUCCGGCGAGCUCGCCGCCCAGCAGAAGGAUGUCAAAGCCCAGCGAACGGAAACGGACGCGAAAGCCCAGCAAUCGGAAGUGGACGGCGGCGGAGACGGCGAGCUGCGGCCGGCCGGAUUGACCAUCCAGAGGAACCGAUCCACCGGCGGAUUCCGCACCGGGAGAGUCUCGCCGGCGAUCGAGCCGCCGUCUCCUAGGGUUUCGGCCUGCGGAUUUUGCGGGGCUUUUGGGAAGGACAGCAAGACGCGCCGACGGCCACCGAGGUCCGGGAAGCGCGUGGCGUGA